Aspergillus japonicus CBS 114.51 is the source of this 2928-nucleotide messenger RNA. RefSeq lists its product as uncharacterized. NCBI's taxonomy places the organism in Eukaryota, Fungi, Ascomycota, Eurotiomycetes, Eurotiales, Aspergillaceae. The record is from RefSeq and is a predicted model, not a curated record. Gene Ontology annotation, molecular function: protein binding. The coding region runs from base 1 to 2928 and encodes 975 amino acids. The transcript is spliced from 2 exons.
AUGCGCAGAUCUGUCGGCGCCCACGUGGUGUCGACGCUUGUACUUGCCUUCGUUCUACUCUGCGCUGAUCCGACCUCUGCGCUGAUUCCAUACGAACCAUCGCAGCUACUCUACAGUCUCGACCAUAACGGCUCUUUUGCAUAUCUCUUGCAUGCUACGGGAUCUAGUCAGAAUGCCACCACGGAAUUCCUGGCCUUGAACGUAUCGGGAGUUGUCGACGCCGCGGAACCGCGUUAUUCGACUUUGACAAGCUCAUUACCCUUCCAGCACCAUGGGAACGGUUCAGCUUAUGUACCAACUGUCGACGCCGCUGGCGUAAUCAAGGUACUCUCAGGUGGCUGCCGGGAUACCUUGGACCAAGGCGCGCUGUGGCAGUUCACACCCAAAGCAAACGAUUCCACGGGCAAUGGCACUUGGGAACGGCUGGCCAUAGGUGGCUCCGCAACCCAGUCCAGUGUCGCUAUGCAUGGGCCCAAUUUCCUUUCGGCGGGUUUUGCAUAUGCGCCCACCAAUACAUCUGACAGUUCCAUCUAUGCAUUCGGCGGCAUGUGCCCAUUCACGAAUACCACAAACCAAACCUGGAUGGCUACGGCAAACUAUUCUCAGUCGAUGAUCGUUCUAUAUCCUCAUACUUCCGGGGAUACUGUGGUUUAUGACGCCUCUACAACUGGCAGUCGAGCCCCUCCUAUCGCGGAGGCCGGGUUUACAAUCACACCUCUACAGGCGUCCUAUGCAUAUUCCUCCACUGGAGAGCCGCGCAAGCAGCAAGAUUUCCUCCUGAUUGGAGGCCAGACCCGGGACGCCUUCAUAAACAUGUCGCAGCUUGCCGUCUUUUCUCUCCCGCAGAAUAGCUGGAGCUUUGUGAAUGUGAUGACUGCACCGACCACGCUCAAAACAGAACUUGCCGUACGAGAAGUCAACCUCGUGGAGCCAAGGUCGGGGCAUACAGCAGUUCUGUCUCCGGACGGUAGCCAAGUCAUCGUCUACGGAGGCUGGGUAGGGAACACGAGCACCGCAGCUCAACCGCAGCUAGCUAUCCUGGAGCUUGAAGCGGACUACGAAGCAUGGACCUGGAGGAUACCAUCGAUGACAAAUCCAGAAACUGAUGAAGCGACGGGAAUAUAUGGGCAUGGUGCCACAAUGCUUCCUGGGGGAGUGAUGAUGAUCGCAGGGGGACAAACUAUUUCGAAUCGAUCUUCCAAACUCUCUUCCAGAAGCUCUCUAGACAACUCGCAGGUUUAUUUGUACAAUGUCACGUCGGGACAUUGGGUAUCAUCCUAUGAAAACCCUUACUCGCGAAAAGCCAGCGGAUCUGCUUCUGGCACCUCGAAUUCGCGUACGAAGACCGGACUUGGCGUCGGUCUGGGGCUGGGGAUCCCCGCCGUGAUUUGUUUAGCAGUCUUCCUUUUCUUCUACAGCCGCAGGCGCUACAAGCGUCGCUCACGCGAUCAGGAACUACGUAACUUGGCCCUUGGAGCAGAAAGAGCUCAUUUCUGGGGUGGCGAGGGGCCAAAUAUGGCGAGCAGCAUACGCAGGCCCUUUUCAGGGGAGAUGGAAGAUAUUGCCGACUGGAAGAGUAAGCGCGGAUCUGGGCAGUCGUCUGUCUGGCGUGAUAAGGCAGGGGGGACAAUCGCGGAGAGCACUGGCCUGCUUGGGGAAGCAUUGAGUCCCACCAAGUCCAACCUGUCUGGCCCAACAGCGAGAUUGUACCGGCCUCCAACCCAAUACAGCGAGUUUCGCAGAAGCGAUGCCACCGGAGAAAUCCAUCCAAUUGACGAGCGCGAAGAAGACGAGGCAAAGAACCCCGGAAUGAUCAUUGCGCAGGAGACAUACGACCAGCCAAGAGGAUCAGCCAUUCUACCGCCCUUGGGCGCCUACUCAGCUGUCCCCCUCGUACCCCCCGAAUUCAUUGCUGGGAUUGGCAUCGAUCCAGACGGUGGUCCCGCCUCUCCAGACAAAGGAGACCGGACUUCAUCCAACCUGUCCGAUUCAUCAACCGCUUCCGCGAAGUCCAUCAUCCAAGCCCGUGCUCUCAAUCUCCCGCACCUCUCCUCCUCCAAUCAGUCGAUAAGUGGACGCCAAAUACUCCUGAGCAGCCGAGAUGGCCCCCGCAGCCGGCCGAACAGCAUGGCGCUUUCCUUCGUUGAGCAAUGCUAUACCUCGGACUCCUACUCGACUGCACAGACCUCGGUGUCUCAACGUCAAUCCGAAGGCGAACACCUCCUCCAACAUCACCAGCACUCUCAGAGCCUCGACGAGCCUACCUCCCCUCUUGCUCAAACGCUCGAGCUCUUCCCUAUGCCCGACAGCAAACCCACUGCCUUGCCCACUGUCGGCAGGCCCCGAACCUCCGACUGGAUCGGCCACAAUGUCCGCCGCGUCCUCUCUCUCACCCGGCGCCGACCACCCACGGCAGACUUCCCCGAACCCUCCGGGGCUUUCACCUCCAUCGCCUCCGGCAUCGACAUCAACCUCGACCGCCGAAGCACCGUCGUCGGCAACGGUAACAGCCGCCCGUCCCACGAAACCCCCCUGGCUCCCGGAUACGGGAACACGCGGAUCCCGCGCCGCUCCGUCAGCGCCUCCGCCGAGCUCUUCCGCCGCAAACAGGGGGCCAGGGACUGGGGAGCCGGGAAGAGAAGCUCGGUCGCCGCUGGCCCGUCGUGGCGCGACGACACGGGGAUUGGUGACGAGCUUGGCGGAUUAUAUUCCGAUGGCGGCCUGCGACGGUAUGCUGAUGCCGAUGGCGCCGAGGAUGGGGAUGACGACUGGGACGUCGAGGGGGCGGCGGAGGGCCGACGAGUGCAAGUGACCUUCACGGUGCCGAAAGAGAAGUUGCGGGUCGUGAACGCUACGGCGGGCGAGUUGGAUGGCGUUUCGGAGAGGUCCGUGAGUGGUGGCAUUCCUCGCAUGGUCCGCGAGAUUUGA